Molecule: messenger RNA, 966 nt
Organism: Closterium sp. NIES-65
Lineage: Eukaryota; Viridiplantae; Streptophyta; Zygnematophyceae; Desmidiales; Closteriaceae
Source: the annotation of a GenBank genome assembly
AUGGGGAUCGUCCUGGGUCGGGUGAACGUGGAGACGCCGCGAUUCACGGUGGAGGCGAAGACGGACGCGUUUGAGAUUCGCCGAUACCCCCCGCAGAUGGUGGCGGAAGUGACGUUCGACGGCGACCACCAGAACGGCAUCAACACAGCCUUUUCAGACCUAGCAGGGUACAUAGGCGCGCUCUCUGCUCCUCAGAACCGACCUGCACCUGCCCAUUCGGACAGCCCAGGCGAGGGGGGUGAAAAGAUUGCCAUGACUGCUCCCGUGCUGACACACGCUGGAGGAGGAAAAGGAGGAGGAGAUGGAGGAGGAGGGGACGGGGGAGAGAAGAGCACUACUGGUGGUGAGAAGAUUGCCAUGACUGCUCCGGUGCUCACACAUAUUGCAGAAGAAGGGGGAGAUGUGGGAAGAGGAGGGGAAGGAGGAGGGGAAGGCGGAGGGGAUGAGGCAGGGAAGAACAUUGCUGGGGGUGAGAAGAUCGCCAUGACUGCUCCUGUGGUGACAGCCCCCAACAACAGCACCAGGCAAGACCACGAUACAGGCAAGAUCACGAUGCAAUUCCUCCUGCCAGCAUCCCUCACACCAGCCACCCCGCCCAUCCCCACCAACCCGGCAGUCACCAUUCAUCAGCUGCCGCCCCGCCUCCUGGGUGCAGUCACUUUCUCGGGCACCUGCAAGACCACGAUGCAGUUCCUCCUGCCAGCAUCCCUCACACCAGCCACCACACCGAUUCCUACCAACCCGGCAGUCACCAUUCAUCAGCUGCCGCCCCGUCUUCUGGGAGCCGUCACUUUCUCGGGCCUCACAACGCAAUCCGUGCUUCAGCACAAGUCGCAGGAGCUGCAGGCGGCAUUAGAAGCAGCUGGGUAUAAAGUAUGUGGGGAUUAUGUGGUUGGGCGAUACAAUCCGCCAUUCACUCUGCCGUUUAUGAGGACUAACGAGAUCUUGUACCCUGUGGAAGGAUAA